GAGCGGUCAAAGUCUAAAUUAUUCAAUCACUAAUGCCCCAAGCCACUACCUCUUCCAGCCGCGACAAUCCAAAUCAUCACAAAGAUGAUAAAAUCGAUAAGUCUCAAAAAACAUUGCAAGAUGGUCGCUUAGCAGAUCUGACUGCUGCCUAUCAAGCAUCUUCGGACUUUCAGUCGAACAAUCAAGAUGAAAUAUCCAAAACCAGCUCAAAAUUCGCGUCUUCGGCGGAGGUGAAAGCAAUAGAAGAAAAAGUCAAGGACUUUGUGUCGUCUAGUCAGGUCUUGAUGAGCGUUCUUGACGACAUUCGGAAAAUUCAUCCUGUCAUAGAUGUCGUAGUACUGGCGUUCAAAGCAGUAGUCACUUUGGAGCUAAAGCGUCGGGAUAACGAUCAGAAAGUGUUGGUGCUACAGGUCAAAAUGCAGGAUAUGAUGGAAAUCUUCGUGCAGCUUCGAGUGAUUGCUCCAAACCAGAAAGAGUCUAAUCGAGGCUUUACGGUGGAGGAGAGCCUGAAAAAGAUAUGUUUCCGAAUCGCAGAAGAUAUUUGGUCCUGUGCGAAUCUGUGUGACUCGUAUUCAAAGAAACGUCUUCUAGUUAAGCUGCUCAAAAGCCCAAUUUAUGAAGGACGACUGGCUGGUUACAUUCAAACCUUCGUGGAGCGACGUACGGAACUACAUACAGUGCUGGGCAUGUUUACUGCUCACAAGAUACACUCGACAUUCUCGCUUCUGGAAAACAAUCAAGAAGUCCUCAAAUCUAUCAAUAAUUCAAUACAAGUCAUCUUUGAAAGAUUGCGUAAACAGACUCCAAUAGAGAAACAGAUAUGGAAGUUGAUCGAGUCCAAAGGCGGACUUGAGAAGUGCACUGAAGACGAAUCUGCUUUGACUGAAUUGGUAAAAUUUGAUUUAUAUGGUCCGGAACAUUCUGAAGAAGUAGGGGUUAAGAUGAAUGUACCCCCAGUACCACCCGUACCAUCUGCGAUGUAUCCGGGAUAUUCAACCUACUCUUCGCCGGGCGCCGCGGCAGUCCUGGGAUUGAAUCCAACUCCUUCCACAUAUCAACCGCAACUACAACCUCGCACAAGUACAGCCUCUCAGGGAUUUGCGGCUCCAAUGUCCACGGAGAUGUAUUAUGGGUCAUCGCUUCCAGUAUACAACUCUUCUCCUCCUCCUCCACUUGAAAGGCAUAUGAAGCCUGUACAUUCACAUCGCAGUUAUUCCAGUAAUCGGAGGGUUUCAAAUUCACAACCUAUCGAGUAUCUACAUCGGCCCGAAUCUCCAACGCGUUAUCACUCUACAUUUGCUACACGCUCUUCAGCUCCGUCUCAAGCCUGGGCGGGCUAUGCUCCUGCUACAUACGAAUAUUCUGAAUCCCGACAACGACAUAGAUCUACGACCACCCAAAGGACAUCCUCUACCCAUGAGCGUUUCCAUCGAGGACUUGAACUUGAAAAUGAAUAUAGAACUUCCAAUGACCCUGGGAGCAGGCGAGAUGCAGAACAGGAUCCACCUGGUCCCCCAGCACAUGAGGUGAAUCAGUUGAAACAGGAGUUACAGCUUGACGUCGAUGAUGAUUUGAAGAAGAACAUGACUGUAUUUAAGCGAAAGCUCGAUGAACAGCAGCGCCAGCUUCAACAAAUUGAAAAUACGGUGAUUAACCAAGGGGAUAGGGUGAUUUCAGUAGUUCGUGAAGGCCCACAUGAUAGAAUUCAUGAUCCAGAACUCCGUGCUAUCUGGAAAGAAAUGGGCUGGAAGCUAGGUGUUCCAGUGCAGGAAUUUGUCCACACUCUGCAUGAUUACUAUGUCGCUCAGAAUAAUGAUUCGGCUGUAGUGGAUAAUUACUUCACAAUUAUGGCCUCACCAGCACCAGGUUCAACUGCCGACGAUCAAACUCUUGCUUUGAGAGCUGCUUUCUCUGCCGCAAAGCAACGGGCAGCAGAAAAGUGGGCUCUCAAACACAUCAAUAUCAAGAAUAUCAUUCCGCUUAUGGAAGUUUUCGAUGGUGAUGCUUCUGGCUUUGUUAGUGUCUGGGAAGCGAACCAGGUCGCUUCCUUACGCCCUAAAGAUUGGAGCUUCCUUCAAUGGCUAGCAUAUUGGGCAGCUGGUCGGCAUUUCACAAUUUGGCAAUAUCGACAAAAGAUUGGAGCUAUCAUUCUGCAGAUGUUCAAGUCUGUGGAGGAUCUCAUACCUACAAACAGGGACAUUGUCAACCACUACCUCCUUGGUCUAUGGGCUGUGGAUCAAGUUCUCUGUCAAAUUGUUCCUUGCACAGAACCUCCGGAUGGGAUUUUGGCUGAGAAGAUUGCAAGUUAUACUCAUACUGAAGAAGAUAUCAUGGAGCAGAAGUUGAAGGCAUUGAACUACGAGAUUGAUGGACCCGAUACUCUUGGAUUGAUAAUUGGUGAUUCUCAGAUUGAAAGGAAUCUCCUCCCUCUCAUCUACCUGCUGCUUAAGUUUCAUCUAAUGAUUAUCCGUGCGGGUUCUCGGAUUGUAUAUGAUCGUGAAGAGCUUUUCACUGCCGAGGAAACCCUUUCACAGAUUUUUGAUGCAAUUUUUGCCCGAGUCGAUACCCUUUACUGGUUAUUUGGUUCUACUAUUGUUGAUUCUCCCUUCCUUCGGGAAAGUCGGCUGGGAGCUUUUGCAUUUGGCAUGUAUUCAGCCGUUUUUCGAGGGAUCGAUCCGUACUACCCGCUUGCGUUGGACUAUGGGAUUACCAAGGAGAUCGCGCCGCUAUCAGAUAUCCCUGACGUUCCACUGAAGCAUCGCUCUCCAGGAAUAAUUGAACCUGCAGAUAGCACCUUCCAUCCAUUUACACUGAAUGAAUAUAUCACAGGUGUCGAGGGAUUCUGGUCAGGCUAUCUGUACAAUGAAGCGUGGAAUCGCACAGUCCAUGGAAUAAUAGAAUUCGGAGUCCAUACAUGGAAUUUUUCGGAUGAACAAUUCUCAGCAAUAGGAAGCUAUUCCCAAGGGAUGCUUUCUAUAAAUGGUUCAAUCAGAAUUCACGGCCAACAAGGUACACUAGAAGCCCACCUUCUGGCCCAUCCAGAUUAUGAUAGGGAUCAAAAAUGGGAUAUUGUUCUGCGAGGAACACUUGACAUUGUGCGCAAUUAUGUAGGGAAAGGCUCAAUUGCACGGUCACUGCCGCCUCAGUACACAAUGUCAGGAGAUUGGGGCACCUCCAAUACACAUGGGACUUUCUACUUCAGCCAGACGCCGACGUGGGUUCAUCAAUUCAGGUUGUUAAAGAUUCCGCAAAUUUCGAGUUCAACACCCGAUAUUGAAUACCCUCAGAAGACCCGCCCUCCUUCUCGUGCACGGCUACUAUGGAAAUUUGCCUGCAAUGCUGUCUUGCAUCAGGUUUAUUCACAGAAAGGCCUUUUUCGUACAGAGACAGUCCGGGGCAUGUUAACCCAAUUACGGAGGGGAAUUGAACUUGCUAGAUACCAAUAUCUGCUCUCGGAUAAUCAGCCGAUGAGUGUUAGAGAUCAGGAAGAGAUGAAAAGACUGCUAACAAUAUCUUCGCCAUGGAUAUCAAGAUUCUGUCGUUCUGUUGCGCGUUGCAGAUAUCCCUCAAGUUGGGGUGCCUUGCACUUCUAUUCCUGGUGCUCAAUGUGUAGCGGCAUCAUUCUUGGAAACCGUUAUUACUGCAUCACAUGUGCAGAAGGUACAUACGUAGAAGGGAAAGAACCUCCCUGCGACUUUUGCUCCACUUGCAGACAUGAGCACGAUACAGAACAUCCGUGGCAUGUACUCAUCAAAAUGAAGGCAUUCAACCACAACAGACAUUCACGGCCUCUGUCGGAACGGAUCAAUGAUUUGCGCUUUAGACCUAUAGCCAGCCCUCCUUCAAUCGCUGUUCCAGUUUCCCCAACAGAAGGACGAUCAGACUCCAGUGGGGAUAAUAAAUACUACGAAAGUGAUUUGGACAUACUUCGCUCGAAAAAGGCAUCUGAUCGUGAUGCUAUAUCAAAACGAGUACGGUUCUCAAUCAACGCAUUCCGGUUGUCGUCGUCGUCUGCUCCAUCCAGUGCAAAAGAGCACGAUGACUCCUUCCAAUCUGGAUUUAGGCAUCAGCGUCGGAAAAGUUCCACAGCAUCAGGAACACCAGGAUUAGGGUUGCUUGGAAUUUUGCAUUCCGGGCGGAGCAAUACUCCCAAUAGCACCAAUUCAAUCACAGCUGUUGAUCAUUCAGAGCUCAAUGCCGGAGAGGGGAAGGUAAAAUCAUCCACCAAGGCAAACCAACUUCAACGUCAGUGUGUUUCUUGUAACAGUGAAGUGAACCUUGAGCUAGAGAAUUAUUGGAGUUGUAUCAUCUGUUCCGAUCCACAUACAGACACAUAUGUCGUCGUGUGCUCAGAAUGUGAAAGGCGAGAUAGGGGUCUAUAUGUUCCCAGUACACCAACAAAAGCAACUACACAAACUAAUAGACAAGCGGCAAAAGAAGAAACACUCGGCAGCCUCAAUGAGGACACAAUCAUCAUGAAUUCGGACAACCCAGGAAGUAUCAAUCCUAGGGAAGAGGAUCCGACAGAGCUCAAUAGUCUGAGCCACGAUCAUGGAGAUUCCAAUAACUCUCUGAGUCACGAAGUGGGUCACCCAAUUAUGCAAGCAUAUCAGACUCACCCGCCGGUGGUACAUGGGCCUUCAUUAAGGACUCCCAGUCCUAUGUUUCAAAAUAUAAGUGGCUCUAGGUCUGCAAGAUUCGAUAAUAUCAGUGACGGAGAUCCCUCUGUCUCUAGCAAGCGUCAAUUGACCUUGCAAUUUGUCAAGGGAAUGUUUGGCGCUGGUAGAGGUGGCAAAAGUAGACCCAAGACAAUGUUGUAUUUGCCGUCGGCUGCCUCUGAUACUGACGACUGGCAGAAACUGGCUAAUUCGAAUUUGCGUCAGGGAGGUCUUGAGGAAGAAGCGGAAGGAAAGUUGGACAACAAUUUUUUCUACUACAUAUUAUGAGUAUUUUCUCAAAUGUUAUUUCACCGCAAUGUAAAUAAUGCUUGACUUCGAAAUGGGUUCGUUUAGAUUGAUG
Messenger RNA from Lentinula edodes (shiitake mushroom), 5019 nucleotides. RefSeq lists its product as uncharacterized. The transcript is spliced from 16 exons. The coding region runs from base 33 to 4946 and encodes 1637 amino acids. The record is from RefSeq and is a predicted model, not a curated record. Lineage: Eukaryota; Fungi; Basidiomycota; Agaricomycetes; Agaricales; Omphalotaceae.